GCCCCUGAGGAAAAAGGGGUGAUUUUGGUGUAAAUCUAGACUGUAAUUCUGUAAUAUAUCACAGUACCUCGUAAAACCGACAUUUAAACCUUCUGGCCUACAAAUCACGGGUCAAAUUAUGAGUUCAUUGUAUUAUGCGAACGCGUUGUUUUCCAAAUAUCAAGCGGCAAGUUCGGUGUUUCCAAGUGGGGUUUUUCCCGAGCAAACUUCUUGCGCUUUCGCGUCCAGCUCCCAGCGAGCCAACGGCUAUGGAUCCAGCUCCGGCGGAGCCUCAUUCUCCACUACCUCCUCAGCCUCCCCUUCGCUGCUGUAUACUACCGGAGGAACAUUGUCUAAUCAGAGCCAGAGCAUGUACCCUGCUGGCUAUGGGUUCACCACUGGCCCACUAAACAUGCACUGCUCCCCCUUUGAUCAUCCGAGUCUGGCAACGAAGUGCACCGUAGAUCCGUCCAAGGCUCCCGGUGGCUGCAGUAAGCCAGAACAGCGGACUUGCCGUCAACAAAACGAGGACAACCUCCGAAUUUAUCCCUGGAUGAUAAGUACAGGUGCAGACAGGAAACGAGGCCGACAGACAUACACACGCUACCAGACCUUGGAGCUGGAGAAGGAGUUCCACUUCAACCGCUAUUUGACCCGGCGGCGGCGCAUCGAGAUCGCGCAUGCAGUCUGCCUCACAGAACGACAGAUCAAAAUCUGGUUCCAGAACCGACGGAUGAAGUGGAAGAAAGAGAACAAAAUAGCGGGAUCUAGCUCCCCUACUACUGACGUGCCCGGCGGAGAGGAGGAGGAAGAGGAUGAUGAAGAGUAACGGAGGCGACGCCUAAACGGAGCAGGGCUCCAGACGAACUCUAAUUAUAAAGGAGAAAUCCUUGUCCCCCCUCAGUUUGUUCAACACUGAGUAAAUCAAAUUAUACUACCUUAUAAAAUAUCGUUGUUGUUUUGUAUGUGCAGGUUGAUGUCCCGUGUAUGAGCAAUAGUCGUGAGCUCAAUGUUUGGUUUUGCACAUAGUCUAUAAAAUGUCAUAUGAAACAGACCAUUCGAUUUUGUAUUAAAUAAUGUUUAGAAUAGCAGUGCGCUCUUUUUUUCAAUUGUUUAAUUUUUUUAAUUGAAGGGAAAUGCAGAGAAGGGACUCUUUAUAACGCAGUUAAGUAGGCUAACAACCCGUCUUUCUCUUCCUGUGUAUUGAUCGAGAAUUUUUGUGUUACUAUCAAAGCGCUUCUCCUCAAAUAGCAUUUAUAUUUUGAAACAUGAACGUCUCUGUGAGAAGACAUAUGUACAGUGGACCACGAGAUAUGAGUAUUUUAUUAUUGUUUUCAUUGUGGGGGAUUUUUUCGUUUUAAAAUGUACUGUGCGUUCCAAUAAAAAAACAAAACCAGAAUUAGACUUAAGUGUUCGGGAUAAUUCAAGUUUAUAUGACUCAGUAAAACCUCACUUAUGCUUUGUGCAACUGUACAACAUCCACAAGCUACCAUGGCCUACACACAAGGGGAACAGUGCAGGGAAAUGGUUGUGAUUAUACUUAUAUUCUGUUAGCUUGGCUUCAGCGUAAUACGAUGGGAAUUGUACAAACAUAUUUAGCAUUGCCAGUUUGAAUGGUAGAUUGCAGAAGCAAUGAGAAUAGUAGGGACAGAAAAUCGAAUAGACCACCUUCAA
This is a messenger RNA of Clupea harengus (Atlantic herring), 1653 nucleotides long. RefSeq names its product homeobox B7a (gene hoxb7a). Lineage: Eukaryota; Metazoa; Chordata; Actinopteri; Clupeiformes; Clupeidae. The record is from RefSeq and is a predicted model, not a curated record. Gene Ontology annotation, cellular component: nucleus. Gene Ontology annotation, biological process: regulation of transcription by RNA polymerase II; anterior/posterior pattern specification. Gene Ontology annotation, molecular function: DNA-binding transcription factor activity, RNA polymerase II-specific; RNA polymerase II cis-regulatory region sequence-specific DNA binding.